Molecule: messenger RNA, 2361 nt
Organism: Sapajus apella (tufted capuchin)
Lineage: Eukaryota; Metazoa; Chordata; Mammalia; Primates; Cebidae
Gene: FAABTP
Product: transmembrane protein 19
Exons: 7
Coding region: 286-1296 (336 amino acids)
Cellular component (GO): membrane
Source: RefSeq, a predicted model, not a curated record
CGGAGCAGCAGGCAGCCAGCCAGCCGGGAGCCGGCCGUCACAGUCGGCUGGGUUGCGCUUUGCUUUUGCAGUGAGGCAUUGACCUGCCCAUAUGACUUGGCGCUCUCCACCAGCAGGAAUUUCCAGAAGGAGUUUGAAUUUUUGUGAUUUUUUUGAAUAUUUUGUUGGUGGAAUAUGUUGGCAUUUAUGUUUGCUUCCAAAUCAGUGUCUUGCUCACAGCGUAGAUGACUUUCUCUCCGAAACGCUAAGUAUUCUCUCCCGCAGGAGCGCAAAUCCUUGUUUUUCAUGACAGAUCUCGACGACAAUAUAUGCAAAAGAUAUAUAAAGAUGAUAACUAAUAUAGUUGUAUUGAGCCUGAUCAUUUGCAUUUCCUUAGCUUUCUGGAUUAUGUCAAUGACUGCAAGCACCUACUAUGGUAACUUACGGCCUAUAUCUCCAUGGCGUUGGCUGUUUUCUAUUGUUGUUCCUGUUCUGAUCGUCUCUAAUGGCCUCAAAAAGAAAAGUCUAGAUCACAGUGGGGCUCUAGGAGGGCUAGUGGUUGGAUUUAUCCUAACCAUUGCAAAUUUUAGCUUUUUUACGUCUUUGCUGAUGUUUUUCCUGUCUUCUUCGAAACUCACUAAAUGGAAGGGAGAAACAAAGAAGCGCCUAGAUUCAGAAUAUAAGGAAGGUGGGCAAAGGAAUUGGGUUCAGGUAUUCUGUAAUGGAGCUGUACCCACAGAGCUGGCACUGCUAUACAUGAUAGAAAAUGGCCCUGGGGAAAUCCCAGUCGAUUUUUCCAAGCAGUACUCUGCUUCGUGGAUGUGUUUGUCUCUCUUGGCUGCAUUGGCCUGCUGUGCUGGAGACACAUGGGCUUCAGAAGUUGGCACAGUUCUGAGUAAAAGUCCUCCAAGGCUGAUAACAACCUGGGAGAAAGUUCCAGUUGGAACCAAUGGAGGAGUUACAGUCAUGGGCCUUGUCUCCAGUCUCCUUGGUGGUACCUUUGUGGGCAUUGCAUACUUCCUCACACAGCUGACUUUUGUGAAUGAUUUAGAUAUUUCUGCUCCCCAGUGGCCAAUUAUUGUAUUUGGUGGUUUAGCUGGAUUACUAGGAUCAAUUGUGGACUCCUAUUUAGGGGCUACAAUGCAGUAUACUGGGUUGGAUGAAAGCACUGGCAUGGUGGUGAACAGCCCAACAAAUGAGGCAAAGCACAUAGCGGGGAAGCCCAUUCUUGAUAACAACGCAGUCAAUCUGUUUUCUUCUGUUCUUGUUGCUCUCUUGCUCCCAACUGCUGCUUGUGGUUUUUGGCCCAGGGAGUGAACUUUUUUUCAUUCCCACAGGUUGAAACUGGAUCAUGGAAGCAGAGUCCUGGAAGCAUGAGACCUUUGUGAGAUUUUCCCAAGCUGUGAACACUACGAUGUAGUAUUGGAUUUGCCAUCCUGGAUCUUACUCUGUCACUGACCAGAGUGACUCCCUUGUCCUCCCAGUGGUCAACUAUGCUGGCAAUCCUAACACAACGGAUUCUAGGCUUGUCUUCCUCUGCCAAUCUGUAAGUAGUAAAUCUGCUUCAUGUAACUUGUUGCAUGUUAGUAUGUUCUGUCUCACUGGCCUCAAGCAAUUGGUAACACUGCAGCCUGGGUUGCAGUGGGUGGAAUUGUUUAGAAUCCUAUUCCUAGUGGCUGCCAUCGUAAUGAUCUUUGUUGUCCUUUCUGCACUAGUAGUCCCCCUUUGAACUGGUUAUUAGUAAACCUGCUUCACAAUAGAAAUAUGAGCAUCAAAGGAGAUUCUCUUCCAGAGAAUAAGAAAGGAGAGCUGGAGAAAAGGCCUCCAUCUUCUCAGAGAAUAUGUAAAUAAUCAUGAGCAGAAUAUUGGCAGAAAUAUGGUGUUAAAAGCCAUUCUGGUGACAUUGCAGAUGAAAAUGAGGAACAUGUUAUUGGAAACUGGGGAAAGGUAAUUCUUGUUUUAAAGUGGCAAAGAACUGGCCCAAACUAUGUUCUAGUAGUGUUCUGUGAAAGAAAAACUUGCCAGCAAUUAAACUGGAAUCUUUAGCUGAGGAGCUUUCUAAGUAAAGUGUUGAAGAAGCAGCUUAUUUCCUCCUAAGCACUAUAGUAAAAUGCAAGAGGAACAAGAUGAAUUUAAAAAGGAAUUUUUAAAUAAAAGGAACAAUAAGUUAAAGAUUUGAAAAAUUCUCAACCAUCCAUAUUGCAAAAAACAAAGCUUUGUUCUAAAGGGAACAUCAAAGAUAUGGCUGGAUUAUCAAUUGAUAAAGAGUUUAUAGGAUUCUAUUAACAGAAACACUGCCAGUUUGAACUGAAGGACAUGGAGAUGGAAUAAAAUAAAGGCUGCCAAAUUUUUGGAAUUUUACAGGACAAGAUCAUAGAGCUA